Molecule: messenger RNA, 2575 nt
Organism: Arvicola amphibius (Eurasian water vole)
Lineage: Eukaryota; Metazoa; Chordata; Mammalia; Rodentia; Cricetidae
Gene: Grk4
Product: G protein-coupled receptor kinase 4
Exons: 15
Coding region: 612-2354 (580 amino acids)
Biological process (GO): regulation of signal transduction; protein phosphorylation; signal transduction
Cellular component (GO): cytoplasm
Molecular function (GO): ATP binding; G protein-coupled receptor kinase activity
Source: RefSeq, a predicted model, not a curated record
UCAGGCGCCGCCCCGAGGGGAGCUCUCGGGUUCCCUUUGGAAGCCGUUAGCCGUGGCCGGGCUGCCGUGCGAGUUAUCUGGCGGCCGCGGCGGCGGCGGCUGCUGUAGCCGUCGCCGCCGGAGACGGCUCUCCCGUUAGUGAGCUCCCCUGUGGAGUGGGGCGCGGCGGAGGCUCAGUGCCGCCCCAGGACCCGGCGCUGAGGGGAGAGUUACGCGCCCUGGGCUCGGGCGAUGAUGCUAGGGGCUCGAACGCCCGCGCGCCGGCGCCGAUAGCGGAGGCCCCCCGCCCGGACAACGUAGCUGGAGCCCGUGGCGAGCCUUCCCCGGGCCUGCCUUUGAGCCCACGGCGACGGCGGCGACGGCGGCGGCGGCGGCGACGACGACGACGGCGCCACUGGUGGCAGUGGUGGCGAAGGAAGAAGAAGCGGAGGAAAAAACGGCGGAGGCGGCCCAGCAUCCCGAAACCCUGUCCCCCGCAGGACGAGGCAUGCGCGGAGCCUGCAACUGUGGCUCUCGGGUCUCCUCCCCGCCAGCCUUCCCCGCCUCCGUUGCCUUCACCCCGAAAAGUUCGACCUCCAACACCGCAGCGCCGGCAGCGCAGACGGCGGGCCAUGGAACUCGAGAACAUCAUGGCCAACACUCUGCUACUGAAGGCUCGUCAAGCAGGACUUAGCAAAAAGAGUGGUCGUAGUAAAAAAUGGAGAGAGAUCCUGAAGCUGCCCCCAGUUAGCCUGUGUUUUGACCUAAGAUGCUCCAUCGAAAAGGAUUUUAGCAGCCUUUGUGACAAGCAGCCAAUAGGAAGACUUCUUUUCAGACAAUUCUGUGAUACAAAACCAACUCUAAAGAGAUGCAUUGAAUUCUUGGAUGCAGUGGCAGAGUAUGAAGUUACCAUUGAAGAGGAGCAAAGAGAGUUUGGGCUAGCCAUCUUAAAUAAAUUCUUCAAAGAGAAGUCAGAAGUCCCCUUACCACAGAUACCUUCAGCUGUUGUGAAAACCUGUAAAUGGAAUCUGAAGAAUUCCUCCCCUAAAAAUGUUUUCCAGGAAUGUGCUGGAAUUGUCUAUACCUAUUUGAGUGAAAAACCAUUUGAAGAAUACCAAAACAGUACAUACUUCUGUCGAUUUUUACAAUGGAAAUGGCUAGAAAGGCAGCCAGUAACAAAGAAAACGUUCAGACAUUACAGAGUACUAGGAAAAGGCGGGUUUGGAGAGGUUUGUGCCUGUCAAGUACGAGCUACAGGAAAAAUGUAUGCCUGCAAAAAACUAGAAAAAAAAAGAAUAAAGAAGAGGAAAAGUGAAACUAUGGCUCUGAAUGAAAAAAGAAUCUUAGAAAAAUUGCAUAGUAGAUUUGUAGUUAGUUUAGCCUACACUUAUGAAACCAAGGAUGCCUUGUGUUUGGUGCUAACCAUUAUGAAUGGAGGGGAUUUGAAGUACCACAUUUACAACCUGGGCAAUCCUGGCUUUGAGGAGCCGAGAGCUGUGUUCUAUGCUGCAGAGCUGUGCUGUGGCUUGGAAGAUUUACAGAGGGAAAGAAUUGUAUACAGAGACCUAAAGCCAGAGAAUAUCCUCCUUGAUGAUCGUGGACACAUCCGAAUUUCAGAUCUUGGUCUAGCUUUGGAAGUUCCAGAAGGGGAGAUGGUUCGAGGAAGAGUUGGUACUGUUGGCUACAUGUCUCCAGAAAUUAUCAAUAAUGAAAGGUAUUCAUUUAGUCCCGAUUGGUGGGGACUUGGCUGUCUGCUAUAUGAAAUGAUUGAGGGACACUCUCCAUUCAAAAAAUACAAAGAGAAAGUCAGCCGGGAGGAGCUGGAAAGAAGAGUGAAGAAUGAAACUGAGGAGUACUCUGAGAAGUUUUCAGAGGAUGCCAAGUCCAUCUGCAGCAUGUUACUCAUCAAGGAUCCAAGACAUCGACUAGGCUGUCAGAAUGAUGGAGAUGGAGCUGCUGUUGUAAAGCAGCACCCAGUGUUCAAAGACAUUAACUUCAGCAGGCUGGAAGCAAAUAUGUUAGAUCCCCCUUUCUAUCCUGAUCCUCAGGCCAUUUAUUGUAAGGAUAUCUUGGAUAUUGGGCAGUUCUCUGUGGUGAAAGGAGUCAACCUGGACAGCAGCGAUGAAACCUUCUACGCCCAAUUUGCUACAGGGUGUGUCACCAUCCCCUGGCAGAAUGAGAUGAUUGAAUCUGGAUGUUUCAAGGACAUCAAUGAAAAUGAAGAUGAGGAAGAUUUGCCAUCACAUAAAAAAGAGAAGAUGUGUCCCUCCAUUCUCAGACCAAAGAGAAAUUUCUUCCGUAGACUCUUCAGAAGAGGGGUAAAAAAAUAUUUUGUAAAAAACAAACUGUUGUGGCUGGGGUUCUGCUUAGGGUAGAACAUUUGCAUAGUGUGAGCAAGGGCUUUGGUUCUAAGAAACAGGUAUGGGCAUGUGGAUUCACACCCUCCACAUGUCUGUAUGUGUAUCAGAAGGAAAAUCUUUUCUAAGGGAAACAUCUCUUCCCCUUUUGUUUUGUUUUGUUUUUUGUUUUUGUUUUUCGAGACUGGGUUUCUCUGUAGCCCUGGCUGUCCUAGAACUGGUUCUGUAGACCAGGCUGG